Molecule: messenger RNA, 1081 nt
Organism: Vitis riparia (riverbank grape)
Lineage: Eukaryota; Viridiplantae; Streptophyta; Magnoliopsida; Vitales; Vitaceae
Product: F-box protein PP2-B10-like
Exons: 3
Coding region: 46-882 (278 amino acids)
Molecular function (GO): protein binding
Source: RefSeq, a predicted model, not a curated record
AAGAAAUAUAGCAGCAAGUCAAAAAGCCCACAGCAGAGAGAACAAAUGGAGACUGAAAGCAUUAUUCAAGCCAAUUCUUCAAACUUCGGCGCCGGUGUCGACUUCUCGGCACUGCCGGAAGAUUGCAUAGCCAGUAUUCUGGCAUGGACAAGUCCUCGCGACGCCUGCAGGAUGUCGACGGUUUCGCCUGAGUUCCUGCGGGCGGCGGAGUCCGACGCUUUGUGGGAAACGUUUCUACCAGCCGAUUAUCAGGAGAUCAUCGGCAGAUCGUUGGAGUCUUCCGCUCGGCUGGAUUUCUCCUCUAAGAAGGACCUCUUCUUCCGACUCUGCAAUUCUCCUCUCUUGAUCGACGGGGGUAAAAAGAGUUUUUGGUUGGACAAAGAAAGUGGAAAGAAAUGCUACAUGAUAGCAGCAAGGGAACUAACAAUUAUAUGGAGUGAGACUCCUAGGUAUUGGACAUGGAUCUCUCUACCACACUCUCGAUUCACAGAGGUGGCCAAUCUAGAAAUUGUGUGGUGGUUUGACAUCAAGGGAAAGAUGAAUACUUGCAUGUUAUCACCAUGCACAAACUAUGCGGCCUAUCUUAUCUUUCAAAGGAAUGGCAUAUUUUAUGGAUUUAAAGACAAUCCCAUAGAGUCGUCGAUUGGAGUUACUGGUGGCGAAACUACUAAAAAAGUAAUUUACUUGGAUCCUGAACAUGAUAUCAGCCCCAACCCGACUCGAAUGGAUGGGUGGUAUGAAGUUGAAUUAGGCGAAUUCUUCAAUGAAGGAAGAGAAAGUGUGGAACUCGAGAUGAGUAUUAUGGAGGUGAACAGACUUAAUGGGAAGUAUGGACUCUUGAUUGAAGGGAUUGAGAUCAGGCCUAAAUUUUGCCGAAUUUAAAAUGGAUGGCCAAGAUGUAAUCUUUCGACAUCCAAUGGUUUAAAUAAUUUUCGAUACGGUAUCAGAGGAUGUACCGUAGAAUUUUCCAUAUUAUUUCAUGUAUGCUUCGUGUGUAAGAAGGGUUGUUCUAUGGUACCCACUCUUUAUUUUGGGAGUACCUACCCACAUUUGACCCAAUAAAAAGAUGACAUGUGUAAAA